Molecule: messenger RNA, 1289 nt
Organism: Amaranthus tricolor (Joseph's coat)
Lineage: Eukaryota; Viridiplantae; Streptophyta; Magnoliopsida; Caryophyllales; Amaranthaceae
Product: probable receptor-like protein kinase At5g39020
Exons: 2
Coding region: 144-689 (181 amino acids)
Molecular function (GO): protein kinase activity
Source: RefSeq, a predicted model, not a curated record
CCCGACCACAUUCUCAUCAACUUUGGCUGAGCGAUAACCGCGGUGGUACAUGGCUGAGCGAUCAAGACUUUAUCUUCACUUCGCUAUCUGCCACCAGUAAAUCCACUGCAAAAGCAGUGGAGGCGGCUUCAACUCCUUAUGACAUGGCCCGAAUAUUUCGGGCCACGACAACAUAUUCCAUACCUGUUACUACAUGGGGGCCCAAACUAAUCCGCCUCUACUUUCCACCCCUAUCCAUAUCUUACGACAUCAUAGACACCAAAUCAUCUUUUCUUUCGCUCACAAUUAAUGGGUUUAAUAUUUUGCGCAACUUUAGCACGUACGCUGUUAUGGCCCACGCUAAUGCGCACACCAACACCACCGCGCAGGUAACAGACGGUCUUGUAAGAGAGAUUUACAUCACUUUAGACGAAGGAGACGGGCAAAGGGCUAUAAACCUAACUUUCUCACCAAGUAACCCAGAUGGGUUCGGGUUCAUAAACGGGUUGGAGAUUACAUCUGUUCCGGAUGGGUUGUACUUUAACCGUUCCGGAUCCAAUAUGGUUCCAUAUCUUACGGGUGGGUUUCAAGAUUAUUUGAAUAACCCGUUUAAUUUUUCGGAUUCAAUAGCUAUGGAAAAUAUUAUCCGGCUGAACGUUGGUGGGUCGAUCGUGAAUCCGAGUGAUGAUUCCGGACUUAGCCGGACUUAGUUCGGUAGAGACGAUGACUACCAUGAUUAAUGGUCUAAACUACACAAUGCCCUACAACGAUAUGACAAUCAAUUAUACUUUUGCAACACCACCAUAUACGGCGCCAGAGUUAGUGUACUUGACAAUGAGGGUGAUGGGACCAUAUGUUGGAGAAUUGAAGAAAAACCAAUAUUUGACAUGGUUGUUCGAGGUCGAUGUUGGAUUUAAUUAUCUUGUGAGGCUCCAUUUUUGCGAGUUUGAUUCCAAUAUCAACAACGCUGGCCUAAGACGUUUCGACGUUAUUAUAAACAAUCAAAUAGGUGCACAUGAUAUUGAUGUUUUUGCGCUAACUGGUGGCAUUUAUAAUAAAUUUAUAAUCUUCAUAUUAAGUAUAUUUUGAUCACUAAAGUUAACAUACCUUACCUUAUCAAAAGAGGUAAAAAAAAAUUACAAUCUAUACAACCUUUAACUCCAAAAAAACCCGCAAAUGAACUAAAAUGACUAGCAAGACAAAGAAGAAAAAACAAACAAGCUAAGACUAGUAAUAGCUUAUAUGCAUAAGCCAGAGAAAUACAAACACAAUCAUAAAGGCAAGACUAUGAGCCAAAGGUAAUUAUUGAU